UUAAAUUGUUAAAAUUGUAAUUGUUUUUGCUGGGUUGGUGUAGUGCUGAACCACGCUGUGGAAAGGGCUACUGCGCAUUGGGUCGGGGCUAGUUCGCAGAGAAAUCGGCCGAGAGGAGGUUUGAAAUCCCGAUUUCGAAGCCACGCCCCGAGUGGUGGUGGCAGGAUGCUGGUGGAGGCAGGGAAGGACUCAGUAGGAGCAUCCUAUUUUUAGAGAGCGCCGUGGAAUGAGAGGGCAGACUGAGGGUCGGGGCGACGGGGGACCACUAGAUGGGCUGAGAGUUGGCGAAACGGAAGUGGCACUCGCUGUAGUUUGAGAUUCCGUGCGGGAAGUCCGUGUGUGGUGGGUUGUGGUUGAACCCGGUGCCGAGGGGCGGUUCGGUGUGCGGUUCAGUAAGUUCAUGCAUUGUUUUGCUCCUCAUUGUAAGCCUCCUCAAAAGGGCCGGCGAAGGUGCAUCGUUAAAUUGGUGGUAUACAGAGAUACAGAGCCAGGUGAGGUUGGAGAGCAGGCGAUUCUGCCAAGUGCCGUGACCUUUGUCUUUUUGACGUGGUAGGUUUCGGUGUCUCCUUCGUCCGACAGCUCGGAAUUUAUUGGUAGCGGAUAGUCAUAAUCCACAUCCAGAGUAGAUUGGGUGGAGUUUCGCUCGAGCAGGUGUCGUGCUUGAGUCGAUCUGUGGUAUUGUUGGGCGCUGCUCUCGUAAUUGUUCGUAGACUGCCGUGAAAUAGCCAGCUGAUUAGGCAUUCCAGGCGGUAAAGGGGCGUUGAGCAGAGCAUUCACCUGAAACGAACUCGCAUUCAACGUUAGAUGCGACCUGAAUUUGCUUUGCAAGAGUAGAACCUAAUCCUUCCUGUGCAGCUAUCUGCAUUGCCAAGCACAAACUCGAGCUGAUUUGCAUUGUUGACUCUUACUGCUCCUUAUCGGGCUCUCGCAUUUGCCAAGUGUAGGGGAAUUUGUGGGGUCAUCUUAUCAAAUCUUCGUUUGUUUCGGACCACACCCCACCCCCCUUGUUUUUCUUUAUCGGAAUAUAGUGUUCCAAGGCGGUCAAGCUGGCAGCCCUGGAACAUAUCGAGAUGAGCAGGCGCUGCUCGCACUGCGGCCUGAAUGGCCAUAACAGCCGGACAUGUCCCGACCGCGGGGUGAGGCUGUUUGGCGUGCGGCUGACGGACGGUAUUAGCAGCAUGAACAUGCGGAAGAGCGUGAGUAUGAAUAAUCUGAGCCACUACACGAGCACGCACAACUCCCCGUCACCAUCUGAGCACUCAGAGUCUGGAGCGGCUCCCGACGGGUAUGUGUCGGAUGGCCUGGUGCAGACGUCGAACAAUGCUCGAGAGCGCAAGAAAGGAGUACCGUGGACAGAAGACGAGCAUCGCUUGUUCUUGCUGGGAUUGCAAAAGCUCGGAAAAGGUGACUGGAGAGGUAUCUCGAGGAAUUUCGUGACAACCAGGACGCCCACACAGGUUGCUAGUCACGCCCAGAAGUACUUCAUCCGACAAAGCAACAUGAACAAGCGGAAGAGGCGAUCGAGCCUCUUCGACAUCGUAUCGACGUCGGGCGUUCCUUCGAUUGCGGAAGAGUCGACAUGCAUGGGAGACGAGGAGCAGACGAACCCACUGCACCAGUUGAGCUUGGGGCAGAACCGCAUGUACCCGUCGGGGGUGUUGUACGAGCCAAGUUCGGUGGCGGGAUACGGAGUAUCGGUGGGAGGAUUCGCGGUGCCGAAGCACAUGAGUCCUCCGAUGGCGUUACCGUUGAUGUCGGUGGGAAACGCGAUGGGAAUGGGCGCGGAUGGGGUGACGGAGGUGGUGGGGAUGGGGUACAAGGUGGAGCAUUUGGCGAGGAGUGGAAUGGAGGGGGCGGGGAUGAGCUACGGCAUGGAGAGGAGUGGAAUGGAGAGAGGGGGUGCGGGCGUGGCGGUAGCAGCAGGGGCGGGUCUGUCGCUGGGAGGGUCAGCGGGAGCAGGAAGGAUCCCGUACUCGUUCACGUCGUCGGGUGGAGGAGGGGUGGGUUCGGUGUCGACGGCGCAGGCGCCGGGUCAGGGGCAGGCACAGCAGGGAUCGAGCAGCAGAGGAGGGGGGUCAUACGGAGCGAACCCGGCGAUCGUGAGACCGACGGCGAAGGUGGGCGGUGCGAGCAGCGCAGCGACGAAGAUGGAGGAGGAUGGUCGGGACAUAGCGCAGCUGAGGCUGGGGCUGUCACCGCCGGAGCCAUCUCAGUUGACGGCAAAGCUGUUGGAGGCGCCGUCGAGGCAUUCAUCAGCGUUCCACGUGAACACGUCGUUCGAUGGGAGCAGCAUACAACAAGGAGUGAACGCGAUCAGCGUGGUGUGAAGCGGCAGAGAUGGUAAAGGGGUAGGUGCGGUGUAGGAGGAGGAGGGGAAAGCGGGAGAGGUGAAGGCGGGGGUUGGGGGCAGGAAGAAGAAGUAGGAGUGGGAUUCGAGGAGGGUGUAGACUAAUUCUUUUGUUGUAAAUAGCUACAUUGGAUUGUGCGCCAAAGGCUAGAAAGAGCAGAGCGGAGCAGAGAUGGUGUAAAUUAGAGAGGAAAGGAGGGAGAGGGACGCGGGCGAUGAACGUGGAGAUGGUUGGAGAUGAGAUGAGAAGAGAAGAGAAGAGAAGAGAGGAGAGAAGAGGGUGGGGUGGAGACGGGGAUUACCCGUGAACCCGAAGGGCGGUGAAGUAUGUGUCCGGUGGUGGAGAGUAUACAAGUGUGAACGUUUUCCAAGUUGCUUUGGAGAAUUACGUCGAACUGGCUUUUUCUAGCAGUUUGCGAUUUUUUUUGUUUGUUUCUA
Messenger RNA from Physcomitrium patens, 2785 nucleotides. RefSeq lists its product as uncharacterized. The record is from RefSeq and is a predicted model, not a curated record. Gene Ontology annotation, biological process: response to ethylene; response to gibberellin. Lineage: Eukaryota; Viridiplantae; Streptophyta; Bryopsida; Funariales; Funariaceae. Gene Ontology annotation, molecular function: zinc ion binding; DNA binding.